AUUCCAACCCAAGGCCGCCGCCCUGCGCUUUACAGCAGGAAUCUGUUCGGUGUAAAUGUAUUAUCGCGGGAUUUUCUGCGUGCUUAUACAAACCCGCUCUUAUCUGUUACUUCCCAGUCCGUGAGCUUGUGUUCAUGGGGAAAGGUUUCCAACAUGCAUUGUAAGCGUUAGCAAUGCUGGGCUGCAGUGUGUGCUGCCUGGCAGGUCUGUGCCUCUAUACAGCUGCAGCCCUGCCUGGGUUUCCUAAGGUGAAGCGAAGCAGUGAGGUGGAACUUGAUUCCCUGCUCCCCAGCAGCAAGGAAGGACUUCAUUCCCUGCGUCCCACUAGCACUUCCGGGAACUUCACAAGUGCGCCACAUAGCAACGCCUUUCUCGACUUCAUCCAGAAAUAUGGAAGAGGAUACAAAGAUGGCAGCCAGGUGUUUCAGGAAAGAUACCAAAUAUUUCUGAAAAGCACAGAAAGGCAGAACUAUCUGAACGCAAUUGCACUCCCUACAAACCUUACAAGUGCCGCACACUAUGGAAUCAAUCAGUUUUCAGACUUGUCAGCUGAAGAAUUUUUUUAUACAUAUUUAAGGAGCUUCCCAACCGGUAAUUACACAUCCAAUAAACCCUUCAAGAAUUCUGCUCAACAAUAUUUUUUACCUUUGCGGUUUGACUGGAGAGACAAAAAGCUUGUGACACCUGUAAAAAAUCAAUUGAGUUGUGGUGCAUGCUGGGCUUUCAGUGUUGUUGGGGCAGUGGAAUCUGCUUAUGCAAUUAAAUGGCACACAUUGGAAGAGCUUAGCGUGCAGCAGGUCAUUGACUGCUCGUAUCUGGAUUCUGGUUGCAACGGAGGAUCCACGAACGGUGCUUUAAAGUGGUUAUAUCAGACAAAGACUAAACUUGUUAGGGCAUCUGAAUACAACUUUAAAGCCAAGACUGGAUUGUGUCAUUAUUUUCCUAAAACAGAUUUUGGUGUUUCAAUAAAUGGAUAUGAAACACAGGAUUUCAGUGGAACUGAAGAUGCAAUGAUGAAGAUGCUGGUUGACCUUGGUCCAAUGGUCGUUAUAGUCAAUGCUGUAAGUUGGCAGGAUUACCUUGGUGGUAUAAUACAGCAUCAUUGCUCCAGUGGAGCACCGAACCAUGCAGUUUUAGUAAUCGGCUACGAUAAAACAGGUGACACUCCUUACUGGAUAGUGAAAAAUUCUUGGGGAACUGCCUGGGGUGCAGAUGGAUAUGUCUAUAUCAAAAUGGGUGAAAAUAUCUGUGGUUACUGGAGUAAAGUCCUCUUGUACUUGAGAAAACAUUCUGUCCCAUCACUGGAAGAAAGAAAGAAAUACAACCACGGCUUUGCAACUUCCACCUCAUUUCAUGGAGUUCAUAAUCUUGUAGAGAAUGGAGGCUCAGGAAAGAACAGCAAAUUCCGUACAGCCAUAUGGACGUCUGUGGUUUCUGUGUUUAUCAUCAUGGCCUGCUGGCAGGUCUGCACUCGGGUCAUCAAUUAUUUUAGCUGGCCAACAACCACUUCGGUAAAUGUUCAGUAUGUGGAAAACAUUGACUUCCCCGCCAUAACCUUCUGUAAUUUAAACAGGUUCCAGACCAAAGCUGUGAACAAUCUCAGUAUCGCAUUUUUCUUGUGGAAUAUUGUGUCUGCUGUUCUUCACUUUACCAGCAUUGCCAGUGAUCCCGGUGAAAUGCAGGAAGUCACGGAUUUUUUGAAACUCAACAAAAACUUCAGCAUUAAAGAGUUUACUAAAAACUAUGGCUUUUAUCUCAACAAUAGUACACUACUGAAAUGCAGCUUUUUUGGCUAUCCAUGUUAUCCAGAGGAUUUUGAACACAUUUUCACAGAAUAUGGAAACUGUUAUACCUUUAAUUACAAUACAGUUUCAAUGAACAAAAGGAUCACAACUGCUGGAAGAGGACUUAGUGUGCUGUUUGAUAUAAAACAGACAGAAUUCACUGAUGAGCCUUCCCUGGGUUUUGUUGAUGCUGGAAUCUCAUUUGUCCUACAUUCACCCCUGGUACCGCCGAGAUUUGAUGGCCUUGGGCUACACAGCCCAGCAGGGAUGCACGCUCACGUUUCAAUGCGCCGGUUCAAGACAGUUAUCCAGGAGCACCCUUGGGGUGAAUGCAAUCCCUCAUUGAAGCUGAAAUACCAUGAAAUUUACAGCACUUAUGGAUGUUUGCAGGAAUGCAAAUCAUAUUACAUACAGAAUGAAUGCGGAUGUAUUCCAUUCCUUCUUCCAGGUAAUGGAAAAGAAUGUGAUCUCCAGCAGCUUUAUAACUGUGUUUCUCGUGCACUUUAUACGAUCGAAAAAUCCGAAUUGUGUUCAAUGGGAACGUACAAUUCUACCUGCCCCGUUCCUUGUGAAGAAACAGAUUUCCCUGCUACAAUUUCCUACUCUACAUUUCCAAGUGACAAAGCUGCACAGUUUCUCUCUGCCAAGCUCAGCAAAAGUGCCCUGUAUAUGAGGAAUAAUUUAGUAUACAUUGACAUUAAGUACCAUGAGAUGAACUACAAGAUAAUGAAGCAGCAGAAAGCCCUCACAGCCUCUGAGCUCCUCUCUAACAUCGGUGGCCAGCUGGGACUGUUCUGUGGCGCAAGUAUGAUUACAAUCAUAGAGGUUCUAGAAUACCUAUUUACAAACUCCUAUUGGAUGUGUGUCUUUAUACUUCUAAAAACUCCCAGAGCGCCUGAAUAUACUAAUAAUCAGCCAAGGUAUCGGGAAGAGAUUCAAGAAUGUUAGGCUCUCAGCUAUUAGUCAUGAUCUGUAAUUUCAUUUCUAAAUAUUUUUUGCUUUGUAGAAAAGACAGCAAUAUUUCUGCAAAUGCUUUCAAGGAAAGAUGUCUAAAAUAUAAAUGCGGUACUAAGAUUAACAGGAUAUGAAAUAUUUUGGGUACGUCAUUAGAAGGUGUUUUUACGGUUUAGAUAAGUGCACAUUUUAAAAUAAAUAAUUUUAUGCCAGUGU
Messenger RNA from Xenopus tropicalis (tropical clawed frog), 2954 nucleotides. Lineage: Eukaryota; Metazoa; Chordata; Amphibia; Anura; Pipidae. The record is from RefSeq and is a predicted model, not a curated record.